Elaeis guineensis (African oil palm) is the source of this 1109-nucleotide messenger RNA. RefSeq names its product calmodulin-binding protein 25. NCBI's taxonomy places the organism in Eukaryota, Viridiplantae, Streptophyta, Magnoliopsida, Arecales, Arecaceae. Gene Ontology annotation, cellular component: nucleus. Gene Ontology annotation, biological process: response to osmotic stress. The record is from RefSeq and is a predicted model, not a curated record. Gene Ontology annotation, molecular function: calmodulin binding.
GCAUCCCACGGUUCUUUAAAACCGCCUCUCUUCCCCCUCUCUUCCCCUUUCAUCACUCUCCCCUUCUCUCCUCCUCGCCCUCCUAAAACCCUGCUCCAUAUCUUCUGAUCCAAAGCAGUCCAUGAUGGCUGAGAAUUGCUCGACCUGGGCGUCCUGGAUCUCCGACGCCUUCGCCCACGAGAGUGAAGCCCUCACCAGAGCCCUCCAGAUCUCCCUCUCCGACGACUCCUCCGCCCCCAACCUCCCCUCCUCCUCCUCCUCCUCCCCCUCCCCCGAAACCCUCUCCGCCGGAUCCUUCCUUCUCCGCCCCCUUCCAGCCACCGGUCUCGAUUCCGCUUCCACUCGCCGCCGGAAUCCAAUACCCUGCUCCCCCUCCACGAAAGUCUCCAAGAGGAAGUCCCGCGCGUCGUCGAAGCGGUCGCCGACAACCUACAUCAACGCCGACCCGGCCAACUUCCGCCAGAUGGUCCAGCAGGUGACCGGGAUCAGGCUUGGCGACGCGGGUGUGCCGGUCGAGCCGGUGCUGAAGCCCGAGCCGCAGCGGCCCACCGUGGGCAGGCCGCUCCUGCCGCAGAGCUGCCUGCCGACGCUCGACACGUCGGCCUUCUGGCUCGACCGGGCCGGUAUGGUAGGACCGGCGGCUGCGGUCCACGUCUCGUCCUUCGGACCGGCGGCGGUCGAGGGCCCGGCGUUUGACUUCGACCCCUUGGCGAGCUUCCCCACCCUGGAGUCGUGGAGCGUGAUCUAAGAUGGAGAAUAUAUAUAUUUUUUUCCUUUUCAGCAGACGUCUGAUGCGGAUCAGAUGGAUGUGGUUUGUACAGGGCAUCACAUGUUCCCCAUGCAUUGGACAUGUGGUGGGGCUGAGUUGGGACUUUUUCUUUUUAUUGUAUUUUUCUGCUUUAUUUGCUAUAUUAAUGUCGUGUUUUUUAAUUUCCCUUUUAGUAGCUUGUGUAAUUUUGCGGUAGUGUACUAUAGGCUAUGGACCGUAUAUGGUGAUUAUCUACUGAAUGUUAUGGACAGUUAGUGUCCCUUUCAUGGAGAUAAUGGGAAGAUCUUCUGAAACUUGAAGAAUGGAUCAUAUAAAGUUUGGCCAGUGCUCUUUGAUUGAA